UUUGACAAGUGAGCUAUUGAGGACUAGCGAAACGACUUGGAGCGCGAACCGUCCGUGAUUAAAACAUAUGAUACAAACUACUGCAACAAGGUGCACUGGAAUCGCCCACUCGUUUCUAAAUUUUAAAGGGCUGAAAAAAGUUCGAAACAGGUAAACAGGAAUUUUUCUUUUCAUCUAGAUUUCCCGAUCUAAAAGCUAAACAACGCGCACGCAGAAAUGUCUCUGGCCGUGAAGGAAAGGACUGUAGUCCGUCUUGUGUUCUUUGGUGCCGCGGGGGUUGGCAAGACAGCGCUGAUUCAACGUUUUCUGCAGGACAGCUUUGACCACAAGUACAAGCCGACAGUUGAGGAGCUCCACAGUUUGGAAUAUGACAUCGACGGCGCCAAGAUCAGAAUCGAGAUCAUGGACACUAGCGGUAGCUAUUCUUUCCCGGCGAUGAAGAAGCUGUGCAUCCGCAACAGCGACGCGUUCGCCUUGGUCUACUCCAUAGACAAUUCCGAGUCGUUCGAGGAGGUGCAGAGGCUGCGCGAAGAAAUACUGGAUAUAAAAGAUAACGCGUUCGUCCCAAUCACCGUGGUGGGCAACAAAUUGGACCUUGAGAACCAGCGUCAGGUGCCCAUCAAGGACAGCAUGUGCACCGUGGAGACAUACUGGAAUGCUAGCUUCCUGGAGGCUUCGGCCAAAGGCAGCGUGAAUGUGACUGAGGUGUUCAGAGCGCUCCUGCAACAGGUGAACCUGCUCAGCCGCUUGAGCCCCGCGCUGCGAAGGCGCAGAGAGACUAUUCCUAAAGAAAACGUCAGGCUACCCAAGAAGCCGCCCAUGAAGAAGGCCAAUAGCUGCUCUAUCUCCUAGAAUUCGGAGCCACCAGCCAUACGAGGAGAUCCACGCGUGACUCGUUAGCACGAAACGCGAGGGGAUUGCUGAAGCAGCUUAGGCUACAAACAGGAAUGCAGAAUCGAAGAACGCAGGCAGUAUGUGCACUGGACUGCAUGUCAUCACAAAAAGCUGCUUGACAGGAUUGAUGCUUACCGGUUAGGGUAGAGGUUCUCAAACUCUCUUCUGGGACCCCCUUUGUGUAUGAAGGUUUUAAACCUACCCAAUCUUUUGAUCAGUUAAGGUUGUUGACAACUGAAGUUUUAAGUGUUUCAUCCUACUUCCUUUAACAUAACGCCGGUCAGGAUUGUUUGUCAUUGUCCAAAAAUUAAUUAGUCUCAGUGACCAAGUUUCCACACUUUCAGUAGAACCCCACUAAUUUCACCUUGCAGUCUAGAAUGUAAAUAAAAAGUUUCCAAAGGAAUCAUUUGGCAUCUAGUACAUUAUAGACGAUGAAAACAUUACUUUCUGAUAAAAAGUGACAAGAAUGGCUGUUUAUAAAAUAGUGUGGCCUAUAAGAUGCCAAAUCAUCCUUCAUUAAGUGUUAAACGCAUCUACAAUGAAUAGAAUGUUGCAAUACAGGGGUUCCAGUCUUGGUUGGGAAGAAAACCAGCACACAGGGUCCCCAGGACUGAAUUUGAGAAUGCUUGGGUUAGGGCAGGGUUACUCAACUCCAGGUCCUGUCUGCAGGUUAUUUUCUCCAACCAUGCACUACAAAUACUUGCAGACACUGGCUCACAGGCCCUGGAGCUGAGUAGCACUGGGUUAGGGUUACAUAUGACAAGGCAACAAAAGCGCUCUUUUUAAUUUCAACUCCAAAAAGUGUGCUUUCUGGAUAAUGUUAAAUGGUAGAGGUUUUCAUUUUAUUAAUAUGUAAUUUUUUAAGUUUAUCCAUUUUUAACCACACACUCAGUGGCUUUAUUAUUUAGUUGUUUGGUUGUUGUUGUUGUUGUUGUUGUUGUUAUUGUUAUUAUUAUUAUUUGUUUUGUGAGGCUGCUAUGGUGAUUGAUGACAGAAAGGAAAGACAGAUGAAUUGCUUUGCUGAACAUAAGUAGAGUGAGGCUCCAUAAACUCCCUGUCAGUUACUGUCAUCAUGAACCAGUCAAAAUAUAAAUUUUGUAUUCCAUGGAAAAGCAUAGGUUUCACAGUGAGCCUUCAAAGUGAAAUGUGUUUUUGGUUUCUUGAAGCUAAACUGGUAUGAUCAGAAAAUAAAGAUUUAGAUUGAUAAAUAAUCCCACAGUA
Messenger RNA from Anguilla rostrata (American eel), 2115 nucleotides. Its product is annotated as ras-related protein Rap-1b-like. Bases 217 to 852 code for a protein of 211 amino acids. The record is from RefSeq and is a predicted model, not a curated record. Lineage: Eukaryota; Metazoa; Chordata; Actinopteri; Anguilliformes; Anguillidae. The transcript has a single exon. Gene Ontology annotation, molecular function: GTP binding; GTPase activity.